Helobdella robusta is the source of this 2091-nucleotide messenger RNA. RefSeq lists its product as hypothetical. Bases 86 to 1909 code for a protein of 607 amino acids. Gene Ontology annotation, cellular component: nucleus. The transcript has 17 exons. NCBI's taxonomy places the organism in Eukaryota, Metazoa, Annelida, Clitellata, Rhynchobdellida, Glossiphoniidae. Gene Ontology annotation, molecular function: ubiquitin protein ligase binding; ubiquitin binding. The record is from RefSeq and is a predicted model, not a curated record. Gene Ontology annotation, biological process: ubiquitin-dependent protein catabolic process.
GUGUUCGCUUGCUGUUUUUCACUGGUAAUUAGAUUUUGGAGUCUCGCGGACAGAUUUAUUAAUUACGUUGAAUCAGUCAACAGUAAUGUCUUCUCAGUUUUUGUUACGUAUACAAUCACCUAAUCAUGGCACCAAGAGAGUUAAUGCCAGCCCCAAUUUGUCUUUACAAAGUUUAUUCCAGCAGAUUGAUGCAGAAUUCAAUUUGUAUGGAACUAAAUGGAAUUUGUGGCUAGAUCGUAAAAAGACAAAUCAAGUUUUUGGUUCUAAGAAUAAAAAUUCAAUUAGUGCAUUUAACAUCAAACAUGGUGAUAUGCUGUACUUGGAAAUUUUGCCUGAUAAUGAUAAACAAAGCAAUGGAACAAAUAAUUCGCAAAUAAAUGGCUUGGUAAUUGAAGAUGAAAUUGAUCAGAUGUUGUGGAAACUGGAUGGAAAGAUCUAUAGACAAAAAAAUGAGCAGCUCUGUCGACAUGGAGCUCAAGGCAAAUGUUUACAUUGUGUACCUUUAGAGCCCUAUGAUGAAGAGUACCUUCAAACCUUGGUUCCUCCUAUCAAGUUUUUGUCUUUUCAUUCCUAUCUGAGGAAGCUUGUUGGCGGAGUAGACAAAGGUAAAUUCGCUAUGUUGGAAAAUGCCAGUUGUAAGAUAAAACCCGGAUGUAAAGAGCAUCUGCCAUGGCCUGGAGGAAUCUGUACAAAAUGUCAGCCUAAUGCAGUCACUCUUCAAAGACAGAAAUACAGACAUGUAGAUUUCAUUCAGUUUGAAAAUCCUAAAAUUGUGGAUAAGUUUUUGGAUUUCUGGCGUGAGUCUGGAAAGCAGAGGAUUGGACAUUUGUAUGGGAAGUAUGAACAUCAUAAAGCAAUGCCCCUAGGUAUAAAAGCUGUUGUUUCCGCCAUCUAUGAACCUCCACAGAUUGGGACGAAAACGAGCGUGGAAUUGCUAGAAGAUAUGAAUAACAACAUUGUGGAGGAAAUUGCUAUGAAACUUGGACUGAGAAAAGUGGGCUGGAUAUUUACUGACCUCGUGCCUCUUGAUAUUUCAACUGGUUCUGUCAAACACCUGCGUGGACAUGUGGACAGUCAUUUUUUGAGUGCAGAGGAGUGCAUAAUGGCAGCAGAUUAUCAGAACAGCUACCUCAACCCCUGCAGGCUUGCGUCAGAUGGAUACUUUGGCUCCAAAUUCGUCACCGUAGUUGUUGCAGGUGAUUCAACAAAUCAGAUCCAUUUUGACGGCUAUCAAGUAUCAGAUCAGUGCAUGGCUCUAGUCAAAGAUGACUGUCUUGUUCCCACACUCGACGCCCCUGAACUGGGCUACAUAAAAGAAUCAACGAAUGAACAAUAUGUUCCCGAUGUCUUCUACAAAGAAACAGACAAGUAUGGUAAUGAGGUGACCAGGUUAGCAAGACCACUUCCUGUUGAAUACCUCUUGCUAGACAUUGCUGUAGCCUUUCCAAAAGAACAAGCCUUCUCCUUUUACGCGUGUAAUGGUCUCAAUUCAUUUCCUAUUGAAAACAGGCCACACUCUCAAAACCAGACCUUUGAAGCGUUCCAUCAGUAUAUGCAACAAUUUCCAAUUUCCAACUACAUGAAUGCAUUCAAAGAUUUCCAUUUACUCAUCUACAUGGCGACCUGUGAUGUUCUGCCUCUUAAAGACUCAAUGUCAGAUUUGUUGCAAGCCUUGAAGACUAACGAUGAUCAACUCUUACAAAAUUGGAUCAAGUCUGAAGCAUGGGCAACUGUACAACAUAUUAUGGAAGCACAAUCAGCCAAUCCGCCAAGUAACAGUCCAUUGGAAUUUCCAUCUGCGUCUUCAGCCUCAGGAUCUGCCGAAUCAGCCUGGAGUUGCGCUCACUGCACCUACCUUAACCCACAGAUCAAUCAAUCAUGUGAAAUGUGCAACUUGCCUCGAAGCUAACUUGGCAUUGUUUCUUGUAACUAAUUGUUUGGUUUUAAAACCUUUAUUUAUUAUAAGAUUCUUGUAAUUCAUUAAAUGUUUUGCAUUUUUUUCUUGUUAAUGUCCAUUGUUUAAUAGUAACAACAAUAAAUUUGGGCUUAUUUGUUGGCGUGUAUGUGUAUGUAAAUAAAAAUACGACUGUC